Molecule: messenger RNA, 1896 nt
Organism: Lytechinus variegatus (green sea urchin)
Lineage: Eukaryota; Metazoa; Echinodermata; Echinoidea; Temnopleuroida; Toxopneustidae
Product: low-density lipoprotein receptor-related protein-like
Exons: 7
Coding region: 104-1138 (344 amino acids)
Source: RefSeq, a predicted model, not a curated record
GGUUGUGCUUUUUGCCGUUGAACCCAUAUUCAAACAAGGGUUUCUCGUCGACUGCUUCUGCCAUGAAGAAACCACAUGCCCUUUGGCUUUAUAUCCAGAUGGGAUGGUUGUCAGGAGUAUUCCAACGAUAUCAAGUGGUUCGAUGGUGAACACCAGUUAUCCUGUAAAUUGCCAUACAAGCAAUGCGUGUUAUAAGAACCCGUGUAAAAACGGAGGAACCUGCAUGGAGGAUCGCGUAGGAUCGCAUCGUUGUCGGUGCUUGCUUGGCUAUGACGGAAGAACGUGUGAUUCCUUCGUCCAGAUCCUUACCAAUACUUUGGAUCAGAAACGAGUUAUUUUCGCCAAUGUUACAGACCUAUCCUUCUCGAGUCUCUACUCUUUUGACAACGUCACAAUUGAAUACCUUGCCUACGACAGCAUUGGCGAAACACUUUAUUUCUCGAGCGAAAUAGGAUACGAGCUCUUCGAGAUAAGGGUCGCCGUCGGAUACAACGAAUCUAGAAUUGUCUUUGGGGAUUUGGAGUAUCUUGAUGAAAUUGUGAUUUAUUCGAAAGAGCGUAUCCUCUACUUCGUUGAGGGUAUAUGGCUUAAGUGGAUAAAGCUACAGUAUCUUCAGUCACAUUCUGAAAAUUACGCUGAACUCAAAUCUUUCAAAAUACCAUUCUAUCCUAUCCGGAUGUUUGUGAUAGACGAAGAAAGAGAAUUCAUGUACUUCAUAAGCAGACGUGAAAUUUAUCGUACAAACAUGGAAGGCAGUGGAUAUAUAGUUAUCACGGAAAUGGAGUUACCCCUUCAUGCUAUUAAUGGAUUUACUAUAGACCAAGAUAAGCGACUCUACUUCGCAUCAACCAUCUUUAACGGGGACAUUUACACCUACGACCUCGAGAGGGGUAACGGUGUGAAUCUUCUAGGGCACUUUAGGAAGAUGGGGGCCAUGAGCCUGGUGUAUACAUCUGGAUGGUUGCUUUGGAGGGACUGGAGGAGGCUGACUGUCUGCCUUACACCACUCUUCGAAGAAGGAGGGGGAAAGGGAAACACAACUUGUAAGCCAACGCAAUCGAUGAAUAAGGAAGAUAUGCGCAAUAUUCACCAGGAUUCCCAAAAGGGUAUGGUACUGCGAAAAGUAAAAAUCGUUUGACCAAUUUCAUCCGGUGGUAGAUCCGCAUAUGUAUUAUAACUUCACUAAAAAAAUAUUUAUCAGAUAUUGGUGAAUCAGCGGUUUGUAAUUAGAGGAGGCGCAGUGAGCGGAUUCGAAAAUUGAAAUAAUUUUCUUUAGAUUUAGAUAAAUGAAUAUAUCCAUGUAUGUUCAGUGGGUAUUUCUCGAUAUGCAGAAAAGAAGGGCGUUUGUCCCUUUCAUCUCCGCCUGGAUAUAAAUUGUCACUGAACAGAAACCUAAAAUAAAGAUAAUUUCAUUUUAUCCUAUUCAAAUAAUUAUAAGUAUCUAGAUGGAUAAUAUUCGGAUACCAAUAUUAAUGUAUUGUUGCGGUAUUAUAUAGAAACAGUUAUAUGACAUUUUGCCUCACAACAUUAACUGCAAAUGAUUUUCCUCAUCAAAUAUCCGUCCAUUAUCGCGUGUAUAUAUUGGCAAGAUUAUGAAUAAAACUGUUAAUUAAUUUUAAUGAGAAUUUAUAAUUAUUCAACCCCGAAAAAUGCCAUGCGGCCGAAAUGGGAUUGCGACCCGGUAAAUAUUAAAGACACGUCGACAUGUAUGUGCGUAUAUUCAAUACCGUUGUAAAACUUCACCGCACUAUAUCUUUUGAUCGUAAGAUUUUGAGCUAUCAUUAUUAUUCAUCAGGAAGAUAUAUACAUGAUGCUUCAUAUGCAGCAGUACAAUAAUUUAUUAUCCAUUAAAUUUGAAUGUGAAAAUGUAUUUUCAUACGGAUCUAUUCAUGUUAG